AUGGCCGAAGCUGAUCCACAGCAGCCAGUGCAGUUUUUGCCGCCUCCCAACACCAAUCCGGGUUCGUAUGACGAGUUGCACCGCAAAUGUCGAGACGUCUUUCCGACUUGCUUCGAGGGAGCGAAGGUCAUCGUUCAGAAGGGUCUUUCAUCGCAUUUCCAGGUUUCGCACACGCUCUCCUUGUCUCCUCAACAGACCGGCUACAAAUUCGGCGCAACCUACGUCGGACACAAAAUGUUAGGGCCGCAAGAAGCUUUCCCGAUCAUCCUUGGUGAUACUGAUGUUGCUGGUAAUACUACUGGUACGCUCGUCCACAGCUUUGGCCAGAACUGGCGACUGCGUGUCCAGGGACAAGUUCAGCAAGGCAAGCUGGCUGGUGCUCAAGGCACGCUAGAGCGAAGGGGUCGUUACACAACUGCGGGCGUCACCUUGGCCAACACGGACAUCAUUUCCGAGUCUGGAAUCGUCGUUUGCCAGCUGCUUCGCCGCCUGACCAAGCGCUUCGAUUUGGGAGCCGAGCUCGUGUACCAGUAUGGCAAGACGAUACCGGGUGGUCAAAUCACCGUUCCGUCCUAUUCGGCCCGCUACACAGCCGAUCACUGGACCGCUGGUGCGACCUUUGGGAUGUCGGGUCUGCAUCUGUCGUACCACCACAAGCAAGCCGACAACAUCCAAUUUGGCGUCGAAUUCGAGAGCAACUUGAACGUCCAAGAGGCCGUCACUACCAUCGGCUACCAAGUUGAAAUGCCCGAGGAGGGUGUCACGGUGCGCGCUUCGGUCGACACUAACUGGAGCGUUGCUGGAGUGUUUGAAAAGAGACUUUCACCACAACUUCCCUUCACAUUGGCCGUCUCGGGAAUGCUCAACCACGUCAAAGCUGCCGGAAAGUUUGGAAUCGGGCUCAUUAUCGGA
Messenger RNA from Mesorhabditis spiculigera, 912 nucleotides. Lineage: Eukaryota; Metazoa; Nematoda; Chromadorea; Rhabditida; Rhabditidae. The record is from the annotation of a GenBank genome assembly.